This is a messenger RNA of Trichobilharzia regenti, 2271 nucleotides long. The record is from the annotation of a GenBank genome assembly. Lineage: Eukaryota; Metazoa; Platyhelminthes; Trematoda; Strigeidida; Schistosomatidae.
AUGCUCAAUAUUGGAUUAAUUGAAACACCGUGCUAUUUUGUAUAUAAUCAACAAUUUAGCAUAACAAUCAUAAUGGCACUGUGGAUUCAUUUUUCUCAAUCACGGACUGUUCAAUUUAAUAUUGACGAGGAGAUUCCAACUGGCACAAAAAUUGGCAGUUUAUUGAAACACGUACAUGGAGAAUUCAAAAGUUUAAACUUUUUUAAAAUCUCUAGCCUUGAUGACUUUUCGGAACUAUUUUCUGUAGAUCAAAUUAACGGGGAUAUAUUGGUUGCUAAACAAUUGGACAGAGAAACACUAUGCCAUCCUGAUGUCCUGAAUAGUCAGAAAACAGUUUCAAAGCACCAGAAAGAAGGAUGGAAUUCUCGAGUGAAUCAGUAUACAACUUGUGAAUUGUAUUUUAGCGUGAAUUGUUUAAAUGUGACACCGAUUAAAAAUCUUGGGAACCAGAACGAAAGUAAAACACCUGUAAGUAACAAGCUGGUAGCUAUUUUCGAUGUCAUCGUUCAACUCAGGGAUAUUAAUGAUAAUGGAUGUAAAUUUAUGCCAUCAAGUGAACAGAUUAUUCGAAUACGUGAAGAUUCAACGAUUCGCGAAACACGACUACCACUGAAUACUCCCUAUGAUCCAGACGAUGCAAUCUUAGGAAAUACUGUUAAAUCUGAUCUUGUAUGGAUCCAUGAUCGGUCUAAUAAAUUAUCUCCGUUCGAUAACCGGAAUAUAAAUACCACAUUCAAACUACAUAGUCUUUCAUCUUCGAAUUAUGCAAAUAUUAAACUGGAGUUGGAACUGAUCAAUGAGUUGGAUUAUGAAAGUCGGCGGAAUUAUACAUUUGAAAUCGUCGCUGAUGAUGGUUUUCCAUCAGGUGGACAUCAAUGUCACCUAAAUGUGACUGUACUCGUAGAAGACUGUAAUGAUCAUACGCCAGUGUUUGAUCAGUCCACGUAUGUUGCGAAUAUAAGUGAAGACACAAUCAUGGGCCAGACUAUUGUAAAGGUGACAGCGAAUGAUGCAGACGACGGGGAAAAUGGGAAAGUUCUGUACAGCCUUGAUUCAUAUACGGAUACCACUGACGACAGCAAUCUUUUCUACAUUCAUGAAGAUACCGGUGAAAUCAGUCUUCGACGACGUUUAAACCAUCGCCUGAAGCCUCAACAUGUAUUGAAAGUAUUUGCUAAGAAUCCUGAUCAUACUAUAUCGAGGAAUGCAAAAUCUCUACAAACGCUAUCCAAGUCAUCUACAGCUCAGGUAAUUGUAAAUGUGGUUGACACAAAUGAUCACCAUCCAAGAAUUCGAAUUUUGUCGCCUACGGGUUCAAAAUCUCUAGAAAUAAUAGAAGAAUCUCCGCCUGGUCAAGAUAUUGGCAUUCUAGAUGUUUCAGAUGGUGAUACAGGGGAAAAUGCUGAAGUGAACUGUAAACUGACAAAUCAAACUCUUUCCGAUGCUUUAAUCCUAACUUCGAUGAGUGCUGAACUUGUCAGCAAUGAUCUAACAAAGUCUCAUAAGAAAUAUAAACUCUCCUUGUUGAAGAGUAUAGACAGAGAGGAAAAUCCAGCCAUCGAAUUUACUGUUUACUGUUGGGAUAACGGAAAUCCACCCUUAUCAAGUAAUAUAAAACAAAGCAUAAAAGUAAUUGAUAUCAAUGAUAACGACCCAGUAUUUAAUCAAAGUGUCUACACAGUUAAGAUCCUGGAGGAUACGAGUCCUGAAAGAGGAAGAGAAAACUUUGAAAUCAUAUCGCUUAUUGCAACAGACAAAGAUGAAGGUCGUAAUGCAAAACUACACUAUAGUAUUGUUCAGACAUCACCAAUUUCCCAGGUUGAUUUGGUGACAAUCAACUCACAGACAGGAAGGAUACAUUCCCUGGGAAAUUUGGAUCGUGAAUUAUCUGACAGAUUCUCUAUUCUUGUAUUAUGUUCCGAUGAUGGUGAACAGAAUAAACGAUCAACUUCAGCUCUAGUGGAUGUCGUGAUUUUAGAUUUUAAUGAUAACUCUCCAGUUUUUUCGAAGCUCUCGUAUGAUUUUUAUUUAUCAGAAAAUAAUCUAUCGGGAGAGCUGAUCGGAAGCUUUUAUGUUACUGAUAAUGAUAUGGGGAAAAUUCAGAAUUAAAGAUAGAGAUCAAGAAAAGUGUGAUCAGUAGAAAGCCUAAUUCUAAACAAUCAUCGAUUUUAUCGGAUUUGAAUCAAAAAAAGUAUAUUGAAUACAUUCCAAAGUUCCAGCUAGUUUCAAAGAGGGUAAAUGCUUCAUCGUCUAUCAGUAAACCGGCUUACU